AUGUUUGAUAGACUAACUUCAUCCCCCACAUAUCAGAAUAUAAUACAAUCUAAAGGAUACAUAUGGUUCAAAAAAAUACUAGAUUUUUUAAUAGCACAAUGGUUUUUCAUAUUUUUAGCAGCAUUUAUUGCAUUAGCUCAUUCUUAUCCUGAAUUUGCAAAACAAGGUGGGACAGUAAAAGCAGAAUAUUCUAUUGGAUAUGGAGCUGUUGCAGUAAUUUUUUUAAUUAGUGGAUUAUCAAUGUCUUCAAAACAAUUACUAGUUAAUUCAUUAAAUUGGAGAGCUCAUUUUACUGUUUUAUCAUUAAGUUUUUUAAUUACUAGUUCAAUUAUAUAUGGAAUUGCAACUGGUAUAAAAAAAGCAAAUAAUAAAGAAAUAGAUAAUUGGUUAUUAGUUGGAUUGAUUGUUACUCAUGCUUGUCCAACUACAGUUAGUUCAAAUGUUGUUAUGACUAAGCAGGCAGAUGGUAAUGAUAUUUUAACAUUAUGUGAAGUUUUUAUUGGAAAUGUUUUAGGAGCAUUCAUUACACCUGCUCUUUUGCAAAUGUAUAUGACAGGAGUUUGGGAUUUUGGUAACCCUAGUUAUCAACCAACUGGAGAUAGUUCAAUUGGAGAUUUAUAUAGAGAAACAAUGAAACAAUUGGGAUUAUCUGUAUUUAUACCAUUAUUUGUUGGACAAGUUUUACAAAAUAUUUUCCCAAAACAAGUUAAAUGGACACUUACCACUUUUAAAUUAAAUAAAGUUGGAUCUUUUAUGCUUUUAUUAAUUAUGUUUCAAUCUUUUUCUACUGCUUUUGCUCAACAUGCAUUCACUUCAGUUAGUCAUAAAUCAAUUAUAUUCAUUUGUUUUUUCAAUUUUGGUAUAUAUUUAUUUUUCACAGUUAUAACUUAUAUUUAUGCAAGACCUUAUUUUGUACGACGUUGGCUUUGGGAAUUCCCCAAUGAAAAUUCAAGUUGGUUAUAUAAAUGGUCUUACUGGUUUUUUAAUCCUUUUUAUUAUAAUAAAAGAGAUGCUGUUGCUAUCAUGUUAUGUGGACCUGCUAAAACUGCUGCAUUGGGUGUAUCUUUGGUGAGUUCACAAUAUGGUUCACAUAAUCCAAAAUUAGGGAUUUUAUUAGUUCCUUUGGUAUUAUAUCAAGCAGAACAAGUUAUGACAGCACAAGUAUUGACUAAAUUUAUGAAGAAAUGGGUACAUUAUGAUGAUAAAAAGGAAGAAGUAGAAGAGAAAAAUGGAACAUUAAAUACAAGUGAUGAAGAAAAUCAAUUAAGUCAUAGAAAUACUCGUGAAGAAGAUAAAGAAGAAAUUAGAGAAGAAAAUGAAUUACAUAGAGAAGAAGCUGAAGAAUUAGGGGAAACUACUAGUGUAAGUGACGAACAUGAUAUUAAUAGAGAUGUAGAUUCUGUAUCUACUGAUUUAAAUAGAAAAACAUAA
Molecule: messenger RNA, 1431 nt
Organism: Lodderomyces jiufengensis
Lineage: Eukaryota; Fungi; Ascomycota; Pichiomycetes; Serinales; Debaryomycetaceae
Gene: RCH1
Product: Rch1p
Exons: 1
Coding region: 1-1431 (476 amino acids)
Cellular component (GO): plasma membrane
Source: RefSeq, a predicted model, not a curated record